Archocentrus centrarchus (flier cichlid) is the source of this 1215-nucleotide messenger RNA. It is a transcript of the gene cybrd1, whose product is annotated as cytochrome b reductase 1. Gene Ontology annotation, molecular function: oxidoreductase activity. Lineage: Eukaryota; Metazoa; Chordata; Actinopteri; Cichliformes; Cichlidae. Gene Ontology annotation, cellular component: lysosomal membrane. The coding region runs from base 90 to 926 and encodes 278 amino acids. The transcript has 4 exons. The record is from RefSeq and is a predicted model, not a curated record.
UCAACGGGCAGCACUUGAAAGUUGUUAUUGCAACUGAGAGCAGCUGCCCCACUCAAGUCUCUGCUCCUCUCCUGCUGCUGCUGACACUGAUGGCGAUGGAGAACCUGAAGCAGUUCCUGGUGGUUCUGUCUGCCGCCGCCGCCAUCGGCUUUAUUGCCAUAAUCUUUGUGCUGAGAUGGGUUCUACACUUUCAGGACGGUUUAGCUUGGGAUGGAGGGCUGGCCGAAUUCAACUGGCAUCCGGUGUUAACAGUCACUGGAUUCAUUUUCUUACAGGGAAUCGCAAUAAUAGUCUACAGGCUCCCCUGGACCUGGCAGUGCAGCAAACUCAUGAUGAAGUUCAUUCAUGCAGGACUGAAUUUAUUGGCCUUCGUUUUUGCUGUUAUAGCCAUGGUGGCAGUUUUUGACUUCCACAAUGCUGCCAACAUUCCCAACAUGUACAGUCUGCAUAGCUGGCUGGGCCUCACAGCUGUGAUACUGUACGGUCUACAGCUUGUUCUUGGAGUUGGCAUGUACUUGAUACCAGUUACACCUGUAUCCUGGAGAGCAACAUUUAUGCCCUUCCAUGUCUAUGGUGGUCUUUUACUUUUUGCCAGUAUCAUAGCCGUGGCACUUAUGGGCAUCACAGAGAAACUCAUCUUUGGCCUGAAAGAUCCAAAGUAUAAGGACUCUCCCCCAGAGGCGAUUUUUGUGAACGUACUCGGAGUCCUCCUGGUGCUUUUCGGAAGUCUGAUCCUUUGGAUUGCCACUCGAACAUCUUGGAAACGUCCCAGAGACCAGAUCUUGCAUAGUCUGCAUACCAAUGGGGGAGGAGGGGACAACACCAAAGUUGCUUCAGCGCUGUCUCAACUGCAGGAUGGAAGUGAUGCUGAAGCCACUGGAGAUGUCAGAAAGAGGAGUAACAAAGCUGAUGAACAGGCUAACUGAUAGCCAGGGAAAGUCAAACUGAAUACAUUAACUUGUAUCACUCUUGUGUUUUUUAGCUUUCACUCUUGUACCUUAAAGUAUUUCAUUUUGAGCUCUGGUGUUUAUUGUUGUAAGUGCAUGUAAAUAAUGGUGAGCUACAAUGGUAAUAAGAUUCAGAUAAUUAUGUAAAAAUAGGCAUACACUGCACAAAGUAAUCAUCACGGGUUUUCUAUACACUAAAUGCUCUAUAUUGUAUUUUCUGAGUUUGUUACCCACAGUAUAUUAUAAUAAAUAUUUGCUAUGCCCAUUA